CUCUCAUCUCUAAGACCGCUCAUUCUGUUCCAUCCCUAGCAUAAACAUAAACAAACUGCAAUUUUUAUUAAAAUUUUUUUUAUUUUGCAAAAUCAAACAAAAUGAAUCCCUUAACAAAUAUGAAAAAUGUGCUAAAACUCAGCGAACAUGAACUACAACAUGGAGCGGGCAAGAAAAGUUGGCAUGACAUGUACCGUGAUUCAGCUUGGAUUUUUGUGGGAGGAUUUCCUUAUACCCUAACAGAAGGCGAUCUGGUUUGUGUUUUCUCGCAGUAUGGCGAAGUUGUUAAUAUCAAUUUGGUCCGCGACUCGAAGACGGGAAAAUCCAAAGGAUUCUGCUUUCUAUGCUACGAGGAUCAACGCUCGACCGUAUUGGCUGUGGAUAAUCUAAAUGGCAUUCAGAUCACUGGCAGAACCCUGCGAGUUGAUCAUGUAUCCGACUACAAGCCACCCAAAGAGAAUGAGAAAACGGAUGAAGAAACCCUGCGUCUGUACAUGGAGGGAUGUGCCCCUAAGCCACAAAUUAUAAAUAUUAAAACAGAAAAAUCAAAAGACAAAAUAAAAUCAAGAGACAAAUAAAAUGUAAUGAUUAAUUAGAGCGAUUAUAACUAGUAA
Molecule: messenger RNA, 614 nt
Organism: Drosophila willistoni
Lineage: Eukaryota; Metazoa; Arthropoda; Insecta; Diptera; Drosophilidae
Product: RNA-binding motif protein, X-linked 2
Exons: 1
Coding region: 102-578 (158 amino acids)
Biological process (GO): mRNA splicing, via spliceosome
Cellular component (GO): precatalytic spliceosome; catalytic step 2 spliceosome; U2 snRNP
Molecular function (GO): RNA binding
Source: RefSeq, a predicted model, not a curated record